Dendronephthya gigantea is the source of this 555-nucleotide messenger RNA. RefSeq names its product putative nuclease HARBI1. The record is from RefSeq and is a predicted model, not a curated record. The transcript has a single exon. NCBI's taxonomy places the organism in Eukaryota, Metazoa, Cnidaria, Anthozoa, Malacalcyonacea, Nephtheidae. Bases 1 to 555 code for a protein of 184 amino acids.
AUGCGUGCUGACAGGCAAUACAGACGGGAAAUUCACAAUAUUUUUGAAUACUACAAGGAUGAUGAGUGUAGAGCACGAUACCGGUUUGGAAAAGAUGCCAUUAGAUUUAUUGUAAAUCUUGUUCAUAACGAAAUUCAUCCUCCGACGAAUCGUAGCUAUGCCCUUUCUGCAAUGAAACAAGUGUUGAUUACACUUAGAUUUUUAGCGACAGGAAGUUUUCUUCAAGUCAUCGGCGACACCUUUGCUGCAUUACAUAAGUCCACAAUUAGUCGAGUCGUACGUAGGGUCUGUAUAGCUUUGGCUCGAAAGCUGGAUCAAUUCGUAAAGUUUCCAGGAACGAGAGAAGAAAAGGAUGAAAUCAAGCGAGGAUUUUACGAACUAGCUGGUUUCCCAUGUGUUGUUGGUUGUGUAGACGGCUCACACAUUCGCAUUAUCGCACCGUCGGAAAAUGAACCAAACUAUAUCAACAGGAAGGGUUAUCACAGCAUAAACGUCCAAGGAAUCUGUGAUCACAAAGGUACAAAACAUUCAUUAAAUAUAUUUAUACCUUGUUGA